AUGGUGGAUAACUGCUUCCUAGCUCAUGAAAUUCUAAAUGAAGUUAAACACAGGAAAAAGGGAAGGCGCUUCGAGGCUAUCCUAAAAGUGAACUUAAGCAAAGCUUAUGAUAGGGUAAGAUCGGACUUCCUAAUGAUGAUCUUGAAGAAAAUGGGGUUACCAGAGGCAUGGAUAGGGUGGAUUUAUGAGUGCAUCAGCACGGUUAGCUAUUCGGUUCUGGUGAAUGGUGAACCCUCAAAGUUUUUCAUCCCUAAGGUGGGUCUGAGACAGGGGGAUCCACUUUCGCCAUAUCUGUUCAUUAUCCUAAUGGAAAGUCUGUCAAUUAAGUUUCGUCGCCUUGAGAGCCUGGGAAAAUUGCAGGGUAUAAGGGUUGCUAGAAGGGCACCCUCGAUAUCCCACCUAUUUUUCGCAGAUGAUGCCUUAUUUUGCUUCAAGGCAACUCCAGAAGCGAUAAGAACUGUUAAGGAAACCUUGAAUGCUUUCUGUCACCUUUCAGGAGAAGUGAUCAAUAUGCAAAAAUCUUCUAUCAUCUUCAGUCCUAAUACACCUACAAGGUUUGUAAGGAUUCUACGACAGCCCCUAGGAGUGAAAAGUACUAAGGAACUGGGUACUUAUCUAGGUUGCCCCAUGGAUGUGGAUGGUAGGACUUCCUCGAAAGUGAAAUUCCUGCAUGACAAGGUCGCUAAGGUUAUCGCAGCUUGGAAGUUUUCCCAUCUCACAAUGGCAGGGAAACUUAUUUUGAUUAAUGGGGUGUUGAUUGCCUCUCUUCAACAUGUCUUGUCGAUUUAUUGGUGCCCGAAAGUCCUGUCGAAUGCAAUCAUGUCCCUAAUUCUAAUAUUCCUUUGGACCAACUCAGACAGUUCGAAGCCUAUUCAUUGGGCAAGAAAGGAGGUUGUUUGCAACCAUAAAUCUAAUGGAGGCUUGGGGAUAAGGAGUGUAUUGCAUCUAAACAGGGCUUUACUUCUAAGACAAGGGUGGAGAAUGGCUAAUAACCCGGGGCUUCUUGUAAGCAGAGUUUUCUCAGGGAAAUAUAGAGCUGAUCCUAUUACUUUGGGCUACAAAGGAAGGAUACCAAAAUCGGGAUCUUGGCCGUCUAGAAGCAUAGUGAAAGCUGCUUUCGAAAUGAGAAAAAACAUUGGGUUUUCAAUUGGGGAUGGCAAAGAUAUUGAUAUUCGACAGGACAUCUGGCUUGGUAGAGAGAAGGUAACUAUGCGGGAAUUUGAUGGAUGUGAGGAAGUAAAAAUGGUUUCAGAUUUGAUCACCCCUCAGAAUAUAUGGAGCUCGGCUCUAAUCUGGAAAGCCUUCGCAGAAGAGGACGCUAGGAAGGUUCUAAGCAUUUGCCUGCCCUCGGAAGGGAAAAAAUAUUGUAAAAUUUGGAUCCCGGACAGCAGAGGUAGAUACUCUAUAAAGUCAGGAUAUUGGAGUCAGUUUGAGGAAGAGGGAGCGGGAGGUGGUGUGUGCUUUUGGGGCAAAUAUUGGAAAGUAAGGUUGUGGCCGAAGAUUCUGCUCUUUGGCUGGAAGGUGAUCAGAAAUAAGCUCCCCACAAAGCACAAUCUAAUGAAGAGAGGACUGUUGAUGGAAGAAGGGUGUGUGUUUUGCAAUAAGAGAGAGGAAACAAUUGAGCACUUGUUUAGGGACUGUGAGGUAGUGAAGAGAGCCUGGUGGGGAGAGUUCGGAAUUCGAACAGAGGUAAACAAUCAUGUUCAGUUGGAGCAGUGGCUCAUGGACCUACUUUGGUACUCUUUUAAGCUGGAGCAAGAGGGUAUGGUCUCAGAGAGAAUUUUGGUGUUGUUGUAUGCAAUUUGGCUACAUAGAAAUGAGAUUAUCUUCAGAGGCAUGAGUGUUAGUCCAAAGUCAAUAUUGGACUUAACGCAGGUACAUGCUCGUAGUUGGCUUAGAGCCUUAAAGCUAAGGGAGGAGGACCGCUUGCAACAGCAAUCACAGCAAAACUUUCAAGGAGCUUUAGUUCCUCUAAUCUUUUCUGCUGGUACUCCCUCAAUCAACUCUAGGAUUUCAAUCAUAGUGGAUGCAGCGUGGAAGAUGAAGAAAUAUAAAGACAGAUCGAGCUGGACUGCAGCCGUGGCAUGGCAGACAGAAGACAGCAGUCAAGAGGUCCAAGGAGAAGCCAGGAAAAUUCAAGCUCAAGAUGCAAUCCAAGCAGAGGGGUAUGCGAUUUUUUGGGCACUCAAGGACAAUAUGAGGAAGUAUCGCAACAUAGUCAUCAAGUCAGAUUGUGAGCGGGUAAUAAGAGCACUUAUCAAUCCAUCCCAGGCUCCACUAACCUUAAGGAAUAUAGUGGAUGAGAUUCGACUCAUGGCAACAAAGAUUGAUUUCCUAGUUUGCUUGAAGGUGCAAAGGGAUCUGGUCCAACCAGCGCACUUAGCAGCAGGAAGGAUGCGAAGAAGUUAA
Messenger RNA from Chenopodium quinoa (quinoa), 2409 nucleotides. RefSeq lists its product as uncharacterized. The transcript has a single exon. The coding region runs from base 1 to 2409 and encodes 802 amino acids. NCBI's taxonomy places the organism in Eukaryota, Viridiplantae, Streptophyta, Magnoliopsida, Caryophyllales, Amaranthaceae. Gene Ontology annotation, molecular function: nucleic acid binding; RNA-DNA hybrid ribonuclease activity. The record is from RefSeq and is a predicted model, not a curated record.